AUGCUAUUCAAAAUAAAGGUUGGAUUAGUGAAAUUGAAAGAGGGGAGGAAGAAAAUAAUUAAUAUUUAUUGUUUGCUUUCUAAAAAAAUAAAGAAUUUCUUAAUAAAAUAAACAAUUUUCAUAGAAAUUUGUUUUUUAAGGUUUGAACAUAUAUUGGUUGUUUGUUUUUUAUUAAGUAGGGUAAUAAAAAUAAAGAAAGAAGACAGCAAGUAAACAAGUAAUAAUAUUAAGGCUAAGUAUUAAAGUAAAUAAAUCAACUAAAGAAUAAGGAUUUUUGUCUUUUUCUUAGUCGAUAGCUCAUAACACAAUUUAAAUUUUAAGUUAAGUAGCCUUAAGAAAGUGCACACUGAGCAUUUUUUUAUAGAAAAUACUAGACAAGCAACAAUAAAUAGCUUACAAAAAAAUAGCACAUAAUUUACAUAAUCAAUAAUUAGGGAGUUUUAUUAUACUGAUUUAUACGAGUUUAUGAGCUCUCCUAAAAAUACAAAGUAAGAAGAAAUGUCACCUUCAUCCAAAACUUUAUUAGAUAUUGAAGAAACUAUGCCUUAGUCAAUUAAUAAAAUUCAUAAUAUUGAUGGUAGUAAUACUUAAAAUUAGGCUCAUAAUUCCUAGUUUUCGAAGAGUACUUCGAUUUCAAAUACAGAUAGCAUAAUGGAAGGAGAAGCUGUCCCUUCUAAGGCGUAGAAAGAUUCAUAAGAAUAAGUGGUAACUAAAAUACCAGAAAAUAAAUGCAAAGUUAAAGGUCAUAAAAAUGAAGAUUUAUCGUAUAUAUGCACCAUAAAAGGGUGUGAUGAAAUACUCUUGUGCAAAAAGUGUAAACGGAAGCAUUCAAAGGAUCAUUAAAGCAGCAUAAAGCUCCUAGAUGAUUGGUUUAACAACAUGUUUGGAAGAAGAGUUGAAGAUAGUGAUAAUAAUAAGGUUUCUCGUAAGUGUGGAAUGAAUUUAGGUAAACUGUAGGAUCAGCUCAAAACUCUUUAAAGCGAAAUAGAGGCUCGUAAAUAGACUAUUGAAAAGCAAACUUAAUAAUUUAUAGAAAUGAUUACCACAUAUAUAAAAAAGAAGCAUAGUGAAUGCAUAAAAAGACUAGAUGGACAUUACCAAAUGAAGACCCAGCUUCUUGAGGAAUAUUAGCAAACAUAUAAAAAGCUUAAAGGACUUAAUAGAUUCACUAUUUUAGAAAAUCUCAAGAGAUAACACAACCCAAAUUCAGAUCAACCUCCUCUUAUACCCAUUUAAUCCAUCUUAAAAUUCUUAUUGGAAAAUGAAUAGCAAUAUACAGAUUCUUCAUAAAUUGAGAAUCAGCACAAAGGUUUCUCAAAAUUAAUAAGAGACACUGAAAGUUUUGAAUAAUAAAUAAGUAACGAAACUAAGCAGUUCCAGAAACUAUCAUCUACUGAUGAAGGAAAGCCAGACUACUUAAUUCGAGAUUCUCCUGUUAUUUAGCGUAUUUAGGAUUAUAUUGAUUUUCUUUACUUCUUCGAAAAGGGAAUUCCUAAAAAGACACAAUCCUUUUUUAGAUCAGGAACUUUAAAUUUUGAUGAGGAGGACUAUUAAUAAUAAUUAAAUUAGUAAUCAGGAAUUAAUAACCCAACUAGUGCUGCAGGAAUCACAUCUGUCAAUAUGUCUUUUUCAAACCAAUGUCAGCGUAUGUAAUUAAAGCCAAAUAUGUCUUUUAAAAAUUAAACAUUUGUAUCUGGGGAUUCUACAGGUAGGAGAAGGCUAACAGCUGAAGAAGUGUUGAAAUUUUCAAGUUCACGUCAGUAGCUGCAAGGAAAUAUAUUAAAAUAGAUUUAGCAGUAAGACGAAGGAGAUUUUAUAAUUUAGAAAUAGAAAGAAUAGAAAUUACAAAGUUCAGGUAAUAAUGAAGAAGAAGAUGAAGAAAAGGAAGAAAUAGAGUACGAAUGUUUGGUUUAAGAAAACUUUAAUAAUGCACAGUUUAUUGAUUUUAAAAAUGAUUCCAUUAGGGUUUAUGGAGAUUCUAGUUUGUAACUCUAUGAUAUAAAUGGUGGGUUGUUUAAUAAAAAAGAAAAUUUUAAAGCCUAGCAAUAAAUAAUUUCAGGUGAUUAAGAAAUGUAUGAAAUAGGAGCAUUAGAAGAAGUUUAAUUUUAUUAAAUAGAAGUUAGUUAAAAUGGAUUAUUGUAAUAGUAGCAAAAAUAUAGUAAUUAGAGUUUAGUGGAUAGUUAAAAAACAGGUUAGAUGCUAAUUGAAGAUAUAAAUUUAAUGGAUUUAAAUCAAAAUCCUAAUUUUGUUAAUAACAAUCAAUAAAAGAAGUAGCUACCUAUUUUAAUUAUUGGGUUAAAGAGUGAUCCUGCCAAAAUUGAGAUAUGGGAUAUGGAUAGAAAUGAAAAAAUAGUUUAGUAAAUGUAGGCUCACGAUUGCUCUAUUACUUGCAUUUAAGUAUUAGAAGUUAUUCCAAAUAAAUCUAUUUUGUUUGCAGUAGGAAGCUAUGACGGUAUAAUAAAAACAUGGCUUUUUUCAUGUACUUAGCCUGAUGCUAAUGGAUUAGUUUUGGAAGGCAACUAGCAAAUUUAGUUUGAUAAAAAAUAAUGUGUUUAUACUCUUACUCAAUAAUUAACAAUGAAAUCACAUUCAGAUUUUGUUACAUGUAUGAUCAUUUUUAGAAUCAAAGAUGACCCUUUAAAAGAAUACCUCAUAUCUGCUGGAAGUGAUAAAAAAAUAAUUUUAUGGGAUUGGAAGUCUAAUUAAACUGAAUAGGGAUAAAGUGAAGGUGCUGCACCAAACAAUACAUUAUAAUCUUAGGAAAAUAUUAGCACAGAACGUUAAGGAAUGCCUAGUAAUAGUAAUACUGAUACAGAGCCUAAGUAAGAAGAAACAAAGAAAAAACCUAUGUUUUUAAAGAAUAAAAUUAAAAUAAGUUCUUUAAAGAGUUCAUCAAGCUAGGUUAAUAGCAGCAAUAAGGAAAACCAAAAUUCAUUAGCCGCUAAUUUAAAUGAUAAGCUUAAAAAACCCCUAAAAAUAAUGAACAGCGCGCAUUUAGAUAAGAUAAAUUGCCUUGAAAAAUUAGACGAGGGCUUUUUGGCAACAGGUAGCUCAGAUAACACUAUUAAAAUUUGGGAUAUGGACACUUAGUCAGAAUAGAAAGUACUUUAAAAUAAAUAUAUUGUAAAUAACAUUUGUAGACUGAAAAGAGGCACCCUUGUAUGUUCUGCAAAUAAUGUAAAAAUGUCAAUAUACCUAAUAAAUAUAUGGAAUUGGGAGCUUGGAUAGAUAAUAGGUACCAUCAAAGGCCAUACUAAUCGUAUCACUAAGAUAUAAGUUAUUCCAAGUAUUUUUGAAGGAUCGCCUUCUGAUCCCUUCUAUAAUAAAAUUGUAACAUGUGAAAGAAAUAAAGUUAUCAGAGUCUGGAGAUAAUCAAAUGUUGAUUCAGACUAUGGAAGAAGAAUGAAUUCCCAAGAAGAUGAGAUCAACACCUCUCCUUCUUCUAUCAGAUCAUAUCGUGGUUAUUCUUACCCCUAUAGAAAUCCUGCUGAAGAAUUCCUAAAUUACUAUCAUCUUGAAAUGGAUCCAUCUCUUACCCCCAAGCUCAAUAUGGCUCGUGUGGUAUCACAGACAGCAAUCCCUUCUGGUUCAUAUGAUAAGACACCAAUUAGCAAUUUAUUAAGAGGCCCUAAUUUUAAUGGCCAAACAACACCUUCAAAUUCAAAUCUGUAUUUUACUUCUUAACAAAAUUCUUAAGGAGUUCGUCAUUAAUAAUAUCCAUCCUUCUCUUAAUAGAAUAAUUUACUUUAGUAACAAUACAUGUCAUUAACUUAAUAGGUUUAGCAAGUAAAUAGUAUUUAAUCUAUGGUAAGAUAGCAAGGAACAAAUUUCACACCACCUAAAAUUAAUUAAGUUUUCUAGUUUAGUCCAGAUGAUUAAAAUUUAGUCAGUUUUUCUCCUUUAAUUACAUCUGCUCAAAUAAACAAUUUAAACAGUCCUUAAUUAUAGAAACCUUAAACACCUUUAGUUUCACCUUUACAAUUAUCUUCUUAAUAUGUUCAUCAAUAAUUGCAAGGCAAUAUCAACCAAGGAAUACCUUUUGUAUCAGCAGCAGUUGAUUAGAUAAACGGUCCUGUUUGCAAUAAUUGUAACGGUGUGAAUAACUUGUUUUAAUAAUAAACGAAUAUGAAUAAUGACCUGCAAUAAGCUAUUGAUUAGACAAUCAUAUAAAAUGUAAAUAUAAAUAACUCAUAAACAAGUUUUGAGUCAGAAUAAAAAAAUUAAAAUCUAGCUCCUAAUUUAGAUUUAAAUAUUGAUCAAUAAAAGCAAUAGAGUAUACUCGAAUAAGCUUUAAAAGAAUAAAAAUAGAGAUUAAGAACUUACUCAGAAGUUGGAAAUAUGCUUGCUCCUUUAGAGGAGGCUAAUGAAUCAGAAUAUAAUUCGCCUAUAGACAGUCAAAGUAAUAUAAAUCAUUCUUAAGAAAAUGUAGUGUCUUUUUCUAUAGACAAUAGUAAAUUAAAAUAUUCAAGAGAAAAUUCUAAAGAAAUGCAAGAAACAUCUAUUUAUCAGGCAUCUCCUGCCUCAAAAUAUUAUGAAAAAGAAAACGGCUUAAGCAACGAAGAUUAAAAAAUAUUUAAAAACUGUGGUCCAUUUAGCCAAAUACCUGAACGAUCCCCAGGUUCAGAAACGAGCAGUUCGUCUGGUGGAAAUUUAAGUGAUUAAAUUUAGCUAAAUAAAGAGGGAUCAAAUAAUUUUUAAAGUGAUUUUGUUGUUUAAUAAUAACUCAAAAAAAGCUUAUCUGCUUCUCCAAAUGCACCUGAUUAAUUGAGGUUGGAUUUCUGUAGUGACUAAUCAACUAAUGACUCAGCUAAAGACACAUCUGAUAAAAAAGAAUAGAAAAAGCCUUAAAUAAGCUAUUAAAUAAAAUUAAACGGAGUUUAAAAGUAUGGAUCGCUAGAAGUAAAUGGGACAAAUUAUGAUUUAGAAGACACUAAAUAAAAUUCUGCAAACAAUAAUAAUAUCCAAAUUGAAUUCGUCUCACCUUAAACUAAUAAUUCCAAUACUCAAGAAAUAAAAAACAGUAACAAAAAUUAAGAAAACGUGAAUUAAUAAAAUUUAUAAAAUGAAAAUCACGAAUAGCAAAAAUAAGAAUAAUAAGAUAACACUUCAAAUCAAUUAUUACCUCCUGAAGAGAAAAAGUAAAUAAAUUACUCAUAAUCAGCUCCAAGUUCUCCUUCUUUACCUUCAUCUAAUCCUCUAUUAAAGAGUAAAGCAGCAAUGCUCUAAAAAACAAAAAAAUCUUCAAGAAAUAUCUUCCAAAAUUGA
Molecule: messenger RNA, 5265 nt
Organism: Tetrahymena thermophila SB210
Lineage: Eukaryota; Ciliophora; Oligohymenophorea; Hymenostomatida; Tetrahymenidae
Product: WD domain, G-beta repeat protein
Exons: 2
Cellular component (GO): preribosome, large subunit precursor
Molecular function (GO): protein binding
Source: RefSeq, a predicted model, not a curated record